Panicum virgatum (switchgrass) is the source of this 2840-nucleotide messenger RNA. Its product is annotated as protein Rf1, mitochondrial-like. Lineage: Eukaryota; Viridiplantae; Streptophyta; Magnoliopsida; Poales; Poaceae. The record is from RefSeq and is a predicted model, not a curated record. Bases 1 to 2424 code for a protein of 807 amino acids. Gene Ontology annotation, molecular function: protein binding. The transcript has a single exon.
AUGCGCGACCCGGAGGCCGAUGCAGGGCCGCCGGUCCGUCUCUCCGCCGGGCCGCUAGCCGCUGUGCCCACUGCCCCGUCCGUCGGCAUGUCCCGACGCGCGCACGACCGAUGCUUGGAGCUGGAGCGCAUCAUUACUGGCCGCUUCCUGGUCGCCAGUCCCGCCUCGGUUCGCGCCUUCAACCAGCUCCUCACCGCCGUCUCUCGCGCCCAGGGAAGGAGCUCCUCAACCUCUGCGCUCGUCGUCUCCCUCUUCAACCGGAUGGUCCGUGCCCGUGCCUCCCCAAAUAAGGUAGCUGUAGCUCCCGACCUGCACACCUACAACAUCAUCAUCUGCAGCUUCUGUAGCAUGGGCUGCCUUGAUCUCAGUUUCGCCACCUUUGGUCUCGUCAUUAAGACGGGUUUUAGGGUGGAUGCCACAGUCAUCAGUCCGCUUCUCAAAGGUCUCUGUGACCGGAAGAGGAUGCGCGAGGCAAUGGACGUGUUGCUCCGACGAAUGACUGAGUUUGGCUGCACGCCGGAUGUAUUUUCAUACAGCAUAAUCCUCAAGGGUUUCUGCAAUGAAAGGAGAGCUGAGGAGGCACUUGAGCUGCUCCACAUGAUGGCAGAUGAUGGAGGUGGUAGCUGCCCACCAAAUGUUGUGUCGUACAACACCGUCAUCAAUGGCUUAUUUAGAGAUGGCCAUGUGGACAGAGCUUACAACCUAUUUUGUGAAAUGGAUGAUAGGGGGAUUUUGCCGACUGUUGUGACCUACAUCAUAGUCAUUGACGGCCUGUGCAAAGCUCAAGCGGUUGACAAGGCCGAGGGCAUCCUUCAGCAGAUGAUUCACAAAGGCGUCAAGCCAGACAAUCAGACAUAUAAUUGUCUAAUCCAUGGAUAUUGCUCUUCAGGACAAGGGAAAGAGGUGGUUCGAAUGCUCAAAGAAGUGUCCGCACAUGGUCAUAAACCAGAUGUUGUCACUUGUAGUUUGCUACUGGAUUAUCAUUGCAAGAGUGGAAGAUGCACAGAGUCUAGAAAGAUUUUUGAUUCUAUGAUUGAAAAGGGAACAAAACCUAAUGUAACUACAUAUAAUACUCUGCUUAAUGAGUAUGCUACCAAAGGAGCUCUUUCUGAUAUGCAUGGUCUCUUGGAUUUGAUGGCAGGAAAUGAUAUUUCACCUGAUCAUUAUACCUUUAACAUAGUUCUCUGGGCAUAUGCUAAUGGUGGUAUGAUAGAUGAGGCAAUGCAUAUAUUUGUCCAAAUGAGACAGCAAGGGUUGAGUCCUGAUGUAGUUAGCUAUGGAGCAAUUAUAGAUGCACUUUGCAAGUUGGGAAGAGUGGAUGAGGCUGUGCUUAAAUUCAAUCAGAUGAUCUAUGAAGGGAUGACUCCUGGUAUCGUUGUUUUUAGCUCACUAGUUUAUGGACUGUGCACUAUUGACAAAUGGGACAAGGCUGACGAAUUAUUUUCUGAAAUGCUGAAUCAAGGGAUCCAUCCCAAUGCCACGAUCUUCACCAAAAUAAUGCAUGACCUUUGCAAUAGAGGACGGGUUGCGGAAGCUCAGAGUCUCCUUGACUUGAUGGUACGUGUAGGUGUGAGGCCUGAUGUUAUCUCGUUUAAUACAUUAAUAGAUGGCUACUGCUUAGCUGGUAGGAUGAAGGAAUUUAUGAAGUUACUUGAUGAUAUGGUCCGAGUUGGCUUGAAACCAAAUGUCGUUUCUUAUAAUACUUUGCUUCAUGGCUAUUGUAGAGCUGGCAGGACAGGUGAUGCAGUUAGACUAUUCAGAGUAAUGUUAAGCAAUGAAGUUAAGCCUGAAAUUGUCACUUACAGCAUUGUACUUCAUAGUUUAUUUCAGUCUGGGAAGUUUUCUGAAGCAAAAGAACUCUAUCUCAAUAUGGUCAAUAGUGGAAUACAGCUCAACCUUUACACGUACAACGUAAUUCUGAAUGGUCUUUGCAAAAAUAAAUGUGUUGAUGAGGCAUUUAAAAUAUUUCAGAGUCUAUGUUCUAAGGGUUUUCAACUUGACAUCAUUACCUUCAACAUUAUGAUUGAUGCUUUGCUAAAAACUGGCAGAAAGGAAGAUGCUAUAGAUAUGUUCGCUGCUAUCUCUGCCCAUGGUUUAGUUCCAAAUGUUGGGACCUAUUGCGUAAUGAUACAAAAUCUCAUAAAAGAAGGGUUGCUAGAAGAGUCCGGCAAUCUAUUUUUAGCAAUGGAAAAGAGUGGAUGCGCUCCAGACUCAUAUAUGUUAAAUUCUCUUGUUAGGAGGCUGUUGCAUAGAGGUGAGAUAAUGAGGGCUGGGGCUUACCUCUCCAAAAUUGAUGAGAUGAACUUCUCACUUGAGGCAUCCACUACUUCCUUUCUAAUAUCAGUUUUCUCAAGGGAGGAGUAUCAGCACCAAAUGAUGUCCCUGCCUAAAAAGUAUCAUUUUCUUGUGGAUGUCAAGAAAUGAAUGUUGUGUUCGAUGAAUCAAAUUCUCAACAAUGCUGAUACAUCUCAAUGGGAUAUGUUAAUUGGUUGAAGUAAUUAUUCAUGUCCCAUGCUCUAAUUUACUUAUGAUGUUCUGUUGUCCCAUUUGUUUCUUUCUAGAGGAAUGUUUUUGUGUUGGUGCAGUUAAGUGUUUAUCUCCAGGUAAAAUUAUCUUUAAGCUUUACAGCAGAAUCAGUUUACAAAUUAACUGGCAGCACUUAAGCCUCUGCAUUUUGUUGUUUGUUUGUGGAGAUACCCUGCACUCAUGGUGAUAAAAUAUAUGAUCUGGACCUCUUGAUCCUUGAUGUGAUUCCUAUAAUUUAAGCUGGGAACUGAUCUAUUCAUCAUGCAGUGGGUUCGAUGAGGACAUGAUUGAUGGCGAACAUGGCAAAAAAAAAA